Galleria mellonella (greater wax moth) is the source of this 15207-nucleotide messenger RNA. Its product is annotated as intermembrane lipid transfer protein VPS13A-like. NCBI's taxonomy places the organism in Eukaryota, Metazoa, Arthropoda, Insecta, Lepidoptera, Pyralidae. Gene Ontology annotation, biological process: protein retention in Golgi apparatus; protein targeting to vacuole. Bases 354 to 10889 code for a protein of 3511 amino acids. The record is from RefSeq and is a predicted model, not a curated record. Gene Ontology annotation, cellular component: extrinsic component of membrane. The transcript has 53 exons.
UGGUCCGCUAUCGUUUGUACAUACAGAGUGACAUUCGUGUGUGUAGAACAUUUAUUUAUUUAUUUAUUUAUAGGAACACCAACAGCAUAUUGCAUUAUAACACAUAUAACAAACAUUAAAUACAGUACAAUAUUAAUGCACGUGCCUAUUAAAGGUAUUCACAGCAUUUAUUUUAACAUAAUUAUAUCUACAGUAUGAAAUGAAGUAAACAAUUUUAACAAAUACAACAAAAUGCUGUUUUGUUUUGUUUAAAAUGUGUCAUAAUUUUUUUAUUUUUAAAUCUCGUGUUAAAAUCUAUACCUACAUCAAAGUUUAAUAAUUGUUUCCUGAACUGAAUCUUUACCACCGUCAAGAUGUUCGAGGGCGCGGUGGCGGGCAUCCUGAACCGGCUCCUCGGGAAGUACGUGCAGGACCUCGACACGGAGAACCUCAACGUGGGCAUCAUCUCCGGCAAUGUCAGCCUUACAGAUCUUAAACUCAAGCCGGAGGCUUUGUAUGAACUUGACUUACCUAUCGACGUGAAAAUUGGAACGAUCGGGCGAAUCAACCUCCAAAUACCGUGGGCGGGACUGUAUACUCAGCCCGUAAUCGUUCAUAUAGAAGAUGUGUUGAUCCUAGUUGGGCCAGCAAUCUCCAACAGCUAUUUCGACCCAGACAGGGAGAGAAGACUGACCAGAGCUGCGAAGAGGAAGAUCCUACAGGAUCUAGAAGCUGAAAGCGAGAUACUCAAAGGCCCGCAGAACUUCUUCGAGCAUUUAUUCACGGCCAUAGUUAAUAAUAUACAGAUUUACAUAAGAAAUAUCCACGUGAGAUAUGAAGACUCAAUCAGCUCGAAGGAUGGGCCGUUAGCUUGCGGUCUUUGCCUUCAGAGUCUCUCCAUUGAGACUUCAAACAGCAAAUGGAAACCAUCAGUGACACCGGCGAACGCGACUACUGUCUACCAAAUGAUGAAGAUCGAAUCAUUGUCCGUAUAUUGGAACCCCACGGCGACUGCGCUGGAUGAUAAUGAAAUUGCACACAUAACCCCGAUGCAGUACUACAAUUGGAAGCACUAUAUGCUCACUGGACUGAACAAGUUCUCCAUGCACCACGAAGACUUCGAGUUUUUACUGAAGCCCGUGACAUGCAAGGUGAAGGUAUUGAUCAAUCGUUCAGGAGAGGCUCGGGUUCCAAGGCUGCUGAUUGAUGCCGUGCUGCAGGACAGCGCGCUGCAGCUGUCCCGGAGACAGUACCUGUCCAUUGACAAUCUUCUGUCUUCAUUUGCAAGAAUUAAACUCAAUAGAAAAUACCGCCACCUCCACCCGGGCGUGCCGCUAACGAAAGACAUCAAGAAAUGGUGGCGAUACGCGUACAACGUUGUGGUCGAACAGAGGGUACGGCCGUACACUUGGGCGGCGAUAAAGAAGCACAGGGAGAACUACAAUGAGUACAAACAAACAUACAAGAGUACGCUGAGGAGUCCAAACGAUACGGAGCUGAAGUUAGACUUGCAAAAGUGUGAGGACAGCCUGCCGAUUAUAUCUGUGGUAAUUGCAAGGGAACAGGCGAAGUUUGAAUUACUUUCUCAAGAGUCGGAUCGUAUAGAAGUAGUUGAAACAGAGAUCGAUUGGUGGCUACCGUCAGGAUCUGAUGUAGACAGUGACCCUGAAGAGAAUAAACGAGUAGAGUUAUGUGUGAAGUCAGAGAGGAGCAAAUCGUUAUGGAGUCACUUGUCUAGCCCUGAGAAGAAACGGGUGUGUGAGCUCAUCGGAUACGUGGAGGGCGAAUCGAAGCAGGACAAAUCUAAACAAUAUAUUGAACAUAAACUAAACUUAACACUAGCGAAUUGCUCUCUCACAUUAAUGAAUAGAAGUAAGGAAGUGCUGGUUGUGACACUGACACAGUUUCUGGCAUCAUUAGAGACGCGUCCAUCAGCAAAAGCAUUUAAGCUAUCAGCUCGGGCAGAAAGCAUAGUGAUUGAAGGAGUUACCUUCGACGGUGAGUUAGUUCCGUUGCUGAGCGUGGAGCGUGGCGCGCCAACUGCAACCAACCUACUGGCCUUGGAUCUGGAACGCAACCCGAGCAACAGCGAUGCCGACUACGGCUUAUGUUGUUCUCUGGAACCAUUAGAAUUGUUGUAUAUUGAGCAUGCCUUCACGGAAUUGAUAAACUUCUUCCAAACGCACUCGAUGACAUCCGAAGAGUUGGCAGAGGAGGUGGCCGGUGCAGCGAAGCAGGCGGCCAGGAUCAGCAAAUCGGUGUUAGCCUAUGCGGUCAGCCGCCGGAAGCUGUUUCAGAUCAAUGUGGAUAUCAAGGGGCCGUGUGUCGUUAUACCUGAACAUGGAUGUGUGCACAAGUCUGGUAGAGUAAUGGUGCUGGACAUCAGUCGUAUCAUAAUAAAAUCAGAUCUGCAACCUCCCAACUUGGCUCUGGAGGAUGCCACGUGUAUGGAGUUGGAGGAGCGGCUGUAUGACAGACUGCACGCUGAGUGUUCCUGUCAGGUAUUAUUCUGCGAGUGGAACGAUCCUUGGCGCGAGACGCGGAAGCAUGCGGACUCUGAACUGCAUCUAAUACCUAAAAUACGAGCACUUCUUGUAUUCUCCAAUAGUAUUAAAAAGGAAUACAGAUUACUACCCAGAUAUAAGCUCAAUAUAUCUCUAUCAAGCUUCAAAUUGAAUCUUUCCGACCGCAUCAUUGGUCUCUUGAUGGACUUCGCUGAUAACCUCCCUGUACCAGUGCCAAAUACAGUGCCAGUAUCCUUUUUGGACUCGGGAGAUUACGAAGAAGAGGACCCUGAGCUAGCAGAGGCUAUGCAACAGGAUCUAGUGACAGGGGAUCCUGGUUAUGACGAGCUGGUAAAAUUGCGUCAGAAGAUCGUGGCCUCGUAUCUGAGUAGAAAUAAAGCGGAAACCCAAGGUGAAGAAUCUCGCACGCCUUUAGGCAACCUGGCAGCAGAGCCAGCCUUCUCGUCCACCGAUCACACUGAUGAAGAGUUGGAACUCUACGCCCGCUCAGUGGACUUGCCGGGCUUUGAUGAUAAUGUGUCCCCCAACAACACCAUACGAGUCUUACUUCGUUUUGUCAUAGGUGAAAUUGUCAUAAAUCUGUCCCGUUCGACGGACCAAACCGAGAAGCCGUACGUUAUGUUGAGCAUAACGAAGGUGUGCCUAGACGUGGCUCUCAUGGAAUACGGGCCCGCUGUCCAAUUGUCAGUGGGGCAGGCACUUCUUACUGAUAAACAGCAUCACAGCAGCACUGGCCAGUAUCUUGAACUCCUGACCAGUUCUGGUGAACUGUUCAAUUUGCUGUAUAGAAAGGUCCGAGCAGACUGCCCCGAGUUCCGUUCGCAUUUUCACAGCGUGGAACAGUCGCUAGUGGCUGAUGCCGGCCAGUUUUCACUACUGCUGCACGCGGACGCAAUCCGCACACUCUUCAAGUACACGCAAUACAUUUGUGACAAGAUUCAAACUCGACAUGCAUUAAAUUUGAAGAAGAUCGUUGUGCCGAAGACUAAAUCGUUAUGGGAUUACCUUAUGAGGCCAGAAGAAGAUCCGCCCGUGCCGUCAGGAGCCACUAAGUUCAGCUAUUCAGUUAGAGUGACUUCAGUAUCCAUGAGACUUUGCCAUUUGGACUGUUCGCUGGUGGAAAUAAGGUUGGCUGGACUUGAAAGCGAUUGCGUGUUUCGUGCUAACGAUCGUAUGAUCUUCAAGCUGUACCUUAGCUCGCUGCAUCUCGAUGAUUUGUCUGAAGCCACUUUGUAUCCGAAGCUGGUAUGGCCUGAUGAAGACAAGGUGCUAGAGGUGAAGUAUGUCCGAGCAGCUCCAAGGUACUACGGAACAGCGCCGCAGUUAAAAGCUCACGGUGAACUCCGGGUGUAUCUGGGUCGAUUGCAUGUCGUACUGUUCUAUUCUGUUCUGCAUCAUCUGCAGCAGUUCGUGGAGCCGCUGGCGGCGGGCAGCGCGGCGGGCGCGGUGAGCGCGGCCGAGUGCGCUGCGGGCCGGCGCGUGCGCAGCCUGCGCCGCGCCACCACGCGCCUCAACCUCGCCAUACAGAUUCAUGCCCCAGUAUUAUUGUUACCACAGAAGCCCUCGUCGCCUAAUCUACUAGUGUUCAACUUGGGUGACCUUUUGAUAGAAAAUUUCUUUAAACAAACAAACGCGAGUCAAGAAGCGACGAGCCCGAUGCAGAAUCCGAUUAUAGAUAACAUUUUGAUUAAGCUGGUGAACAUCACCUUCUCCAGAGCUGUCAUGACCUUGGCCGGUACCUUGGAAAUGCAAGAACCAAUCCUUGAACCAGUAUCGGUCCGUUGCGACGUCCAACGUGCCCUUCGUCGCGAGACAGCGUUAGAAGCCGAUGUCCUGAUGGAUACGGUACUAGUUAACCUCGGGCAGAAGGACCUCGCCACGAUCCUCGCAGUCUGGGCCGAUAACCUUAGCAACGAGCCCUAUAUUGGUACAAUAAUACCCGGUUCUCCAGUAGAAGUACCGGCCACAGAUGCGUCGGUUAAAAAACUCCAGGCAUUUUUUGCUCAAGGCGAACCUAUCAGGAAAGAAGCUGUCUUAAGAUUUACAUUGGAGGGAAUUGAAUUAAAGUUAUUCUCGGACAUGGACGAGGUCCUCAGUUCGCCGGUCCGUGACUUGAACCAUGGUCUAGCAAAACUGACAGCGGGUGAAGCGACAUUACAACUGGACUGGUACUCGGACAACAGUGCUGAACUAAAAGCGAGUCUACAAAGUUUGCUCGUUGAAGACAUAAGACCUGAUCCUUCUAUUGUAAUUAAACGGAUCGUGCAGUCACAGGGCGGCGUGACGCGCGCGACGGGCGGCAUCAGCGUGCGGCGGCCGGCGCUGCUGGAGUGCAGCGCGCGGCUGGCGGGCGCGCGCGCCGCGCAGCUGGACGUGCGCGUCGACCGCAUGCGCUGCAACCUCGCGCUGCCCUUCCUGCUGCAGCUCGCGCGCACCACGCUCGACGCCAUGCCGGGUGAAAAAACGAUGGAUGGCGGCGUGGUCAAUCAUGGGUAUGUUGGAGAGCUGGGCGCACCACGCGCCAACAACAACCGUGCCGCAAGUUCUAGCGACUCUACCAGCGGAUACUAUUCUGCAACAACGUCAAUAUCAGAAGAAACUCCUGGCCUCUCAAUAUCCAUCCAGUUUCGACAGCCCGAAGUAAUGUUCUUCACAGAUCUCACUAAAUCCGACGGGCAUGCUUUGUUAUUACGGACAGAACUACUUAUCGACUACUCCAGUCAUUCUAGUAGCGAAAACCUAGUGGUUUCUCUUGCUGGUCUCCAAAUUAUGUCCAAACUUCAAUCAAAACUAAAGAACCUACCACCACAAUUGGUACUGAAACCGUGUGACGUAGAGUUUUCCAAAAGCUUCAAAAACGUAGAAGAAGGAGUUAAAGUAAAACUAUCAGUAUCUGAGAUCGAAGUUCAUAUUGCAGCGACAACUGUGCACACUGUUAUGGAUAUAAUCGACGAGAUAUCAUCAGAAUUGACCAUCCCUGACGAGAAAGAGCCUUUCAACUUUGCUACAUAUAAUCCCAAGUUGGAGAAACAGGACGAGGAUUUGUGGUCUCCCAAAAAGAUAACUCCUUAUGUGCUUCUAAAUCACGAAGACAGCUACGUACCACCUAAGUAUCCAGCAAUAAAACCGACUGAGAGCUUCUUGAUGACGAUUCCGAAUGUGAGGAUUAUAUUUGAAAUCGAACAAACUGUGAGAGUUCCAGUAUUAAUGAUGAAGUUAUCUGGAGAGCUGGCGUUAAACGAGUGGUCUCGCCAGCUGCAGGGCACGGCAUGGCUGCGGCUGCACGCGAGCUGUUACAAUGAGCGAGUGGAUGCAUGGGAGCCGGUUAUAGAGCCCGUGGUUUGUGAGGAGAACCUCUACCGACCUUGGGAGAUUACCGCUACUUUAUUCCAGGCUAAAGCGUAUCCAAUGUCGUCACGUCUCGACACUGCCCAACCGGAAACCGAAACAGACCACUCGCCUGACACCUCGAAGAGGACUAGGAAAAGGAGCGAGUUCGAAUCCGAGACGUCAGCAGACGAGUGCGAUACCGAUAAUGAAAUGACAUUUAUAAGGAACCCUAACAGAGACAAUAAACAUUGCAACGUGGACCUUAGCGCUGGGAAUAUAUCGUUCUUAGGUGCGCUGGACAUCGACGAAUCGGAUUCUGAGAAUGAAAACGGGUUGAUGGAUAAACUGGCGAACGCCAUUGGACAUUUGUUUACGGACGACUCGAGUGCAGACGAGAUGAGUAAUGAUGAAGACUCAUCAGCUCCCGAACAGAGCGAGCCAGAAGUGUGCAGCGACCACGACGAAGAUGGAAAACCUGUCUCGUACAUUGACGGGGAUAAGGGGAAGAAGGAUGUCGAGCAUAAAACUGUUACCUUACAGGAGCCAGUUCGUGAAGAUAGCGUGGACUCGGGUCUCGAGACGGAGAGCUUCGCUGAACGUAUGUGCACGUAUAUAAUGCUGGAAGCCCGCCACCCGCUGAACGUGACGGUGACGCCGGCGGGGGCGCGCUGCCUGCUGGCGCUGGCCAACGCCUGCAGCGACCGCACCGCUGUCGUCACUGCCAUCGUCACCGCUGACUCUGGGCUCGUGCUUGUCAACGAUAUAGGCCCAGGGUCCACGGUGCAUUUGAAGACUCGUGCAGAAACAGACCUAGCGGGUAACGAUCGUGUACUGGCGAUAGCAGACUACGACGUUGACACCAGCAGACCUAGUACACCAGGCUGUGAUACGUCGUCGGCUGAACUUCUCGAUGACGUGCCUGUGAAGAAUGAAAUGAUUGACGUAACCGACGACUGGGACUGCUGCUUCGAAGGAGGCUUCCCAGCGGGCGGCAUGUCUCCAGCUCCACCUCCCGAGUACUCCCCGGAAGCGCCACCGCCUCCCAAGGAUCUUCGCACUAAACUCACUGACCUCACUCUCAACAUUCGCCUGCAUGAUCUGGAUCAUCUUACUAUAUUGUGUCCACAACGCAAUGUCUCCAAGCUGCACGUGCUGCAUCCGAGCAAGAACUCCACGCGUUACUACAUCGUCGUGGAGAGAACAUCAAAGUACAACAAUAAGAAGAUUGUCGUUCGUUCGCCGCUACAGCUUCGCAACGAGACGUCGUACGCUCUGGAGCUGUUCUACAAGAAGACUGACCUGCAAGCCGUCGGCGCCGACUUGAUUGGCGCAGUGACGAAUCCGUUCGAUGACAAGCUGCGACUGGCCGUCAUAGCGCCGCAGGACACCUACAACGUACCACUGUACAUAGCGUAUCAUUGCAAACUGUUCCUGCUACCUUCGAACUUUGAGAGUUACCAGACUGCCACUCAGGGUAUUUGGUGGAUGGAGUUGGCAAAUGAUUUAGGCACCGCUCGUGACGUCAUCUGCCCGGCUAAAGAUGGCGGCGAUGACAGGAUAUUUGCUAUGAGGAUAAUAACCGUCGAAGGUUGUCAAUCACACAAAGUAAGCCGAAACAUUCCGAACUACUUAAUCCGCAUUGUACCGCCCCUCGCAAUAUACAACCGGCUGCCCCACGCGCUGCAGCUCAGCAGUGGGCCCACAGUAACUGCGGGUGGUGCGGUGGACGCGGGGGCGACAGUGCCGGGCAGGUGGCACGCGCGGGUGGAAGCAGGUGAACGCGCGCACACGCAUGCGCUGGACCUUACGCGGCCGCACCGUCUCACACUCGAAAUGCAUUAUAUGGGGUUACCAUGGACCGGCAGCUUCACGCUCUCGCAAGAUUUAACGGAGAAGAUCAUAAGUAUGAGUAGCGAGUUCGAGGCGGACGGUAAGAAUGGAAAGCAGGUAUUGGUGUGCGUACGCGUGGAACGCAACGAGUGCUGGCAGUUGUAUGUGCACGCGCAGCAUUGGGUCAUCAACAAGACGGGCCUGCCGCUGCAGCUUAAGGGCCGGCAGUCGGAGGCGUGGCACGCGGUGUCGGAGGAGCCGCUGCUGUGGAGCGCGGCGCGCGCGCGGCGGCGCGGCGAGCGCGUGCGGCUGCGCGCGCACCAGUCGGGCUGGUCGCGCGCCGCGCCGCUCGCCGCCGCCGCGCCCGGCCUCGUCGUCUGCGCGCACGCCGAGCGCCGCACCACCUACCGCCUGCUGCUCAACGUGACUCUAUCAGAACUUUGUCCUCAAUUGACAAAAAUAGUAACACUCCUACCAUACUUCCUGGUGUACAACGACACCAAACGACAUUUGCGAUUCAUGGAGGAGAACGAAGCGGCAGAUCUCUGGUUCGACUUAGCGCCGCAGCAGUGUACGCCGUUCUGGCCACAAACUGACUCCAUGUCAAUGCAUUGCAAGUACAGGGACUCCACUGUGGUAUCACAACACUUUCCGAUUACGAAGAACCAUUUCACCGUAUUGAGGAUGGAUAAAGGGUCGGCCAUCUGCGUCGAAGUGACCGGAGGAACGGAUCGUCCCUUUAUUAUUACUUUCAAGCCGUACUCGUGUGGGGAUGCACCAGUGCGCAUUGACAAUUUGUGUGAUGACCUAUUCCUGAAGUUGCACCAGGAAGAGUCCGGUCAGGUGGCACUGCUGAGCCCGUACCAGUCGAUGCUCUACACAUGGGACGAUCCAGCUAAAGAGAGGAAACUUAUUUGGAAUAUUUACAAUAAUAAGGGAAAGGGAUUUGUUGCUGAUUUCAAUCAGGAUGGUUUCGGAGAAGAAAAAGUCAGUUUCCACUCUGUGAAACAUUCAACUCUGGUUGCGACGAGUAGCGUCACAUCCAAAUUGUCAUCAACCCUCAAAAGACUGACUCCAAAGUCCCCUGAACCUUGUUCCUCCAGCAGCGAUGACUCAGACAGUUCAGAUAUGCCAGAAACUCACUCUAAAACGAAGAAAAUGAGGAAAGAUAAAGUUAUAGUAUACUGGAUAUCUUAUAUGGAUGGAUAUCAAAGAGUUUUCGCAUUGGCUCAAGAUGAAAGGAUAGCAUAUCAGUACAGAAUGAGAAUAAAUUCAGAAAGGAGUAACUAUGAGGUCUACAUGUCCUUGGCUGGGGUCAGCCUGUCAGUUUGCGUACAAACAAACACUGGCGUUAAAGAAUUGGCAUAUGUGAGCGUAACCGAUUCAUUACCGAGAUGGGAAGUACACGUUAGCUGCAAAUGGAAACAGCUGUCGCCUGAUCUAACAGCGUGGAUAGAGGACAAAUAUCAGACAGAACAGAAAAAAUGCCAAUUGAAAGAAUACAUUCAUAUAGACUUGGAAAAAAUGCAAAUGACUAAACCAUUCUUUUCCGAACUGCGACGAACGUAUAAUCCAGGUAUAUGGUUGCAAUUCCGCAAGUCAGACACUUAUACAUAUUGCCAUUUGAAGGUACAAAGGCUUCAAAUAGACAACCAGUUGAAUGACGCUGUGUUUCCCAGUGUACUAUACCCUGCGCCUUUGCCCGCUGAAUUGAGAACGAGCAGAGACUUGAAAUCCUGUAUAGAGAUUGUUUCCCUCAAACAACACAGGCCAACUCUUAACCAGGACAUUUAUAAGUAUUUAAAAGUACUCGUACGAGAUUAUUGUAUAAAUUUGGAUAGAGGGUUUGUAAACCAUGUUUUUGAUAUUUUAAAUCAUUGGAAGAUUGAAGAAAAGCCCGCAGUGCGGCUGCGUGCUGACCUCGCAUUAGUUCAUAUGCCUUUACCGAUCAUUGCGUUGAAGAGUCAGACGAAUGUACAAAGAAAUGUUAUAUUUGAAUAUGUCCACUUGUCUCCCAUAAAAUUGGUGCUGAGUUUGUCGUCAAGGGGCUACUUGGCUGAGAACACGAACAGUCCAAGUAGGGCUCGCUUCGGCAACAAGAAAGAAAAUCGGCCUAAAUUAUUCAACAGCGAUCUUCUAGAGUAUUUGUUCAAUUCUUGGGGUUCUUCCCUGUGUGAUAUGAAGGACGUGGAAAUAAGGAUGAGUUACAUGGAAGUCCGAAAUGCUCCCAUAACAAUAUCGGCGCUAUUGGACAACGCGUCUCGCCACUAUUGGAUGCAGUUAGUGCAGCAGUUCUACGUACUCGUUCUGGGCCUCAACAUCCUCGGAAACCCUUAUAGUCAACUGGGUGACUUCGCCAAGGCAUUAAAGAAUUAUUACGAGCCAUGUUUGGGUACGAUAAUGGGUCGUCGGGUGCUGGAUGUAGCAAGUAAGCUGGCGUACAGCGCUGCAGCGCUGCUAGGCCAGCGAGCUAGCUCUGACACGGCGAGCGCCGUGUUCGACGACGUGCCUCGGACUAAGAUCAGGCGUCGCCCAGGUGAAGAUGAAUCGAUAAAGAACGACCUACCUGAGCCAGUGGUGGAGGCAGACCGCGGGAACCCGACCAGUGUGGCGCUAGCACUCACCGGUCUCAUAGCACGGCCCAGUUUCGAAGAUGAUUGUAUUAAUGUUCGCCAUAUGUGUCGCGAUGCGGCUCGCUCGUCGCUUUCACGCCAACUCGGACUCCACAACGCUGAGAAUACGCUCAAAGCGUGCGUGGAACGGAGUGGAGGACGUCUUGUGGCACGCAGCCGCCUGCCCAGACACUGUCCGUCUGCCGAUGGCGUGCGGCCGUACUCGCUGCACGCGGCGUUGGGCGCGGCGCUGCUGGGGCUGCUGGCGCGUGGCCACUACGCCGACACCGACGCGUACGUGGCGCACGCGCACCUCGCGCGCGCCUCGCACUACACGCUGCUCGUCUCCACGCAACACGUAUUCAUGGUGCGAGCUGGUGGCAAUGGCUCGUGGCACAUCGAGUGGGUGGUUAAAUUGGACGACGUGAUCGGCGUGCCACUUGUACGCGGUGACAAGCUCAUAUUGAAUAUUAAACAGGAUGAAAUGGUGAGCUACUUCUCAACGGACGAGAAGAUAAUAGAGAUCUCCGAUCCUGAAGUUCUGGCGUGGCUGCAGGCCAAGAUAGAGUGCGCCCUUAUCCUAGCAUUAGAGGACAAACGAUGCUCUGAAUAGUAAACACUCAAUUUACACAUAAAAAGGCCUAGAUUAUUCAUUGUUGCAUUACGAGAAUGCUUGUUUCAUCACCUCGAGUGAAGUUAUUGAUAAAUGUACUAAAUUGUUUUGGUAAAGGAAUAAUGCUGUGUUUUACACUGGGGUAAUAUCAGUAUCGCUCCAAUAUUUAUAUAUUGGAUUCCUCUGGACAUCAACGGCGGAGUAAAAUAUCAUCGCCCAUUUUGAUAUCGCCCAUAUUAAUCGGAUAUUGAUUUCAAUCCGAUUCUUCAUUUUUACAUUACAUAUUGGAUAACCGAUAAAUCCGUUACUGGGCCAAUAUAUAGAUGCAAUAUAUAGAUAUUGCGAUAUAUUACCCACCACUAUUUUACACAGCUGUCAAUAUUUAAUCAAAUCCUCUUCACGGGAUAGAUAAAGAAAGCGCAAAGUACUGAAUUUUUGAAAUAUUUACAUUAAUGUAUGUUUGACGUUUGUUCACUAUCGGGGAAUAGAGACUGAUUUACGGCGCCCGGUGUUUAUAUUACGUCAAAUUAUGCCAAAUGAAAGUUGUAAGUGUACGUUUGUCUAUCCCGUCCAGGGUAAUAUAUCUACUUAUAAAUAAUAACGUACCAUAAAGUAUGGGAUGGUAUCAUGAAGUGAUCACCCAAAUAUCUCCACGAGGUAUAUAUCUUAUCUUAUUGUAUCUUAGUCUAUUUCUUCAUAACGCUUUAUACACAGCCAAAUAAUCAGCAACGAAGUGAAAAUUGCAGAUCAAAGAAUCGUAUCAUUGAUUUGUUUAGACUAGAUAUUGAAACAUUUUUUAAAUAGCUAUAGGCGAAUACUAGUUUAUCGUUGAAUAAAAACCAAAAACAAGCUUGAUAAGUAAUAGAAAAUAAAGUAUAGCUAGUUAGUCUUCAGGCUGCAGCUGAAAAUCAGUGAUUUGCUUUUAAGCAAAGCUAUCACUGAGCUGUAGCCUAUUUGGGUCUCCGCGACACACAUGGCGAAAAUAUAUUUUUGUAUUUUAUCUUGUGUUUAAUAUUAAAAAACAAAAUGUAAUUAAUUUGAUUGUAAAAUUUCAGUUGUUAAUUUACGUGUACUCAAAUAAUGUGUUUAUUUAUCUAACACUAGCAGAUAUACUUUUAAAUAUUUUAUAUCUAAAUUCAUUGGAGUGAGGACGUAGCUAGGAUUUUGUUCAGGAAACAAAGCAAAUAGGAAACCUGAUAAUGGCGAUUGCAAAUAUGUUUAAUAUUGAAGAAAAAAUAUAACCGCGCGAAGUGAAUUUGGAUUAAAUAUGAAAAUGUGUUAGGUUUGUUGAUGCAUUUGCGCGCUUCUGCCUCCAUUUGUAUGGCUACGCUCAUAUAUUGGGGUAUCUAGAUAGAAGUUAAAAAAUUCUAAUUGUUUCAAUUCAAACAGACAUCUUUCUUUAUGUUUAUCAAUGAACAGAAGCAUGAUUACAUAUACUUUUAACUUAGAUUAUAUAGAUAGAGUAUCGAACCUCAAAAACGGGUCAACUUUUUGUCAGCUAAUUGUCAAAUUAGUUGACUCGUUUUUUUUGUCAGUGUUCUAUAUGCUUACGCAUAAAAUGUACCUUGACGUAUUAUUUAAUAAAUAAAAUAAGCGUUUACGCAUUAAAAAGAUGUCGAAAUUAUAACACAAAAAUUAAUAUAGAAGUUCUAAAGGAAUAAUAACUAUUUAUCACGCAAAAUUGUAUGAAAAACUAAACCCGUCAUUCUCGAAGCGUUUGUAUGGAGACACUCUAUCUAUAUAAUCUAAGACUUUUAACUAUUUAUUUUAUUUUCUCAUGCGCUAAGUAUAAUGCACCUUUAUUUGAUGUGAUUCUAUCUUGAUUCUUGUAGAGCUAUUCUGUAAACGAAAACUGAAUUUUCACUAGCAAUUCCACGAAUGAUUUACACUUGGUAUUAUGUGAACAAAUGAAGCACCAUUUUGUCAAGAUGGCGUCGAAGUGAACUGAAAUUAGGUAUUCACUUUACAUUUUAAAACUUUUGCCACUUCACUUAUGAUUCCCAAAACUCACAGAUUCAAAAUUACAGAGUGCAGAGACAUAACACCUUGGACGCAUGAGGGCGCAAGGGCGAAAUAGUAUACUCUGUUAUGUCUAUGGUACUGUUCAUGUCUAUAAGCGACGGUUGCCACUUUCCACCAGGUGGGCCGUCAGCUUGUUUGCCAUUCUAAGUUGCAUAAAAAAAAGUAUAAAAUUUAGAUAAAGUGAACACUUAGGUGAAGCGAGUUGCUAAUUAAGUGCGAAUCUUUACAGAAUAAAAACUUUGUUCAAUGUAUUCGUAAAUUAUAAAUACUAUAUAAGUAGGGUUGCCAUCUCUAAAAUUUGACAACCAGGACAAGACGCGUGAAAACCCCGGAUUUUAGAGGCCACAACCUGGACAUAUCAACAGGUUUUUUUUAAACAGUGUAAUGAAAAAUAGUGUGACGGGAGGGCCGGGGGUCGGUAAAUUUAGCGAGUCAGUUCGUCGCUUGAUCGCAGCGUACGGGCACAAUGUAUGUGUCAAGAGCAGCCCAAAAAGCUCCUCGGAUGCCCUCUAAACUAGGAUACAUCCGGGGAAACCCAGACGGAUGGCAACCCUGUAUAUAACCUAUGUUAGCAUUAGUAAAUGAGCUACCGUCUAUCAGUUUGUAUAACACAGUAUUGUGGUACAUAUCAGCUCAGACUAUGUUUAGACAAUAAAUAUUUUCAGUUAUUCUCGGUCUACUGUUGCAUAUUGUCUUGAAUUAUAUGCCGGCAAGAACGCGAUUCACUUUUGAAUAACAAUUUUAUACGUACGUAAUUUAAUAUUUUACUUUAAAAAUAGAGAAAAAAUACAGGAGUAAACUCGGUUAGUCGUAAAAAGAAUCAUUGAAAUUAACGAAAAUAUCACGUAAUGUACAGGCCAUAAAAAGGAUAUAGGUGAAUUAAUUGGCUCCUUUUGAAAGUGAUAAACAAGCUUUGGCAUCUUUAAGAUUAUUUUUAUGGGGCAUAGCCCCUUAAAAGGUACAUAAUGUACCCUCAGCUCCUGUUUAUGUUCUUGCGCAAAGCAGAAAAUUCCGCCCGCUUCCUAGGGUGGGCACCAGAUUAUUCUGAGGUGGGCACAGCCACUCGCUCUUUAUGUAUUUGAGAGGGAAACUAUAUGUCUAUGAAUAAAAUUGUUUGUAAACAUUUUAGAACUAUGCCACUUUGAAUGUCUGUACUUAUUAAUGUAUGAAGUAUGUAUUGUUCUUUAUUCAAAUUAUUUAAAAAAAAUGGCCGCUUGUAAUCCGUGCUGCCUGCCAUUAAUGAAAAUAAUAAACAAAAGAAAGCAUGAUAAUUAUGUAAUUUAGUAUUAGCAAAGAAAAAAAAACAUAAUGCUUAGAUAUUUUAUAGUUUUUUAAAAAUAGAUUUAUGUGUAUGAUUUUAAAUAUAUCGACCAAUUCUAGUCAAAUUAAUCAAGCUUUAUGUCGCUAAUAUAAGUUUAGAAAGUGUAAUUACAAAAUGCAAUAUGAGAACGCCCUCAAAAGUUACUAGGUCAGUGUUUUUAAACCUUCGGAUGGCUUACAACUGAGUAUUCGCAUGAAUUUACUUUCGAGGGGUUUGCAGGCUGAAUGGAGUGAUUUUUCAUUUACAAUUUUUUUGUGACAUAAAUGGAAUGAUAAAACAUGCAGUAUUUGUGCAUGUUUUGGCGGGGCACCAGUGAGUAUGACAAAUAAGGAUGAAGUCAAGUCAACUGACCUGAGUUCCUGAUGAAUUUGUCUCGAUGGAUAGCCAAUUGGGCAUCCAUCGUGACGAAUUUAAAAGUAGUUAAUAGGUCACGUAUGUUGGAAGGUUGGAAAACACUACUAGAUAAUCGCAAAAUGCUAUUUUAUGGACAGUAUUCUUAUUUUUUUUUUUUACAUUUCGUUGCUCUUCUAUAGCCUAUAUACUGUACUCCAAAACGUGGUGAGAUUAACAAAUAACAGGCCAAGAGUACUGUCUCAGAUUGGGAUUGUCAUAAUUAGAAUGGGAAAAAGAUUGCUAGUAAUGGGGCCAUUAGUUACAUUGCUAGCACUAUUCCUACUAUGUCAAGCCGACCUCCACGCGGUGUCCUAUGGAAACCAUUAUAAUUCAUUCUUAGUGAAUUCAUGAGGUUAGACCAACCAACCUGCUUUUAUACUCGCCUAUCAUCUUUCACUUCAUUCUUUUGUCAUUCAAAAAGACAUAAUUAGGUAUGUUAAUAAUGUUCAAUAUUUAAUAUCCAUCACUGGAAUUGGUGUACACUUGUCGAUUAUACAUUAAAUAUUUACCUACAUCGAAGCAUGUUAAUCAUUGAAGGUAAUUGAAUGUUUUAUAAAAGAAAAUAAAAGUUAUAUUCAAGUA